AUUGACAGCACAUUAUAGUGGCGUUGCAAGCACCUAUGUGAGAGCGUUCUGGGGAUACCCCAUUUUUGGGCGUCUCGAGUUUUAUUAGUGGGCUCUACCCCCCCCCCCCCCCCCCCCCCCCCCCCCUCCCAUCGUAAAGUCGGACUACUCUUUCGGCACCGUUGCAGUGCGGCUCGGUCUCCACUACAACCUUACUGCUCAUCCACACAACACUUUAUUGCUUCUCUGCCUGGGCGACCAGCGGUGUGUUUAUGUCUUUGUUUUGCGAAAACGGUGAGUACCCGGACGAAAGGAGCGACGGAUGGGAAAGAGCUGUUGCGCAGCUGUUGGAACCUGUGUGCGGGGAACUUAGCCUACAAGCGCGGUGCUUGCAGCCUCAGUGGCAAGACCUUUUUCAUGUCCGAGCCCGAACCCUCUUCCAGUCGUUUAUGUCAUCCCCUCUUCGCCAGACAGAGGAUACCAAAAAUUUUCAGUCCAAGAUCUUCCUGUCGUACUGAUAAAGCCCGCGGCCAGCCAUCAUGUCUGUUAACGUCAACCGCAGCGUGUUGGACCAGUUCUACCGCUACAAGAUGCCCCGUAUAAUCGCCAAGGUGGAAGGCAAGGGGAAUGGGAUAAAGACUGUCAUAGUCAACAUGACCGACGUUGCCAAGUCUCUGAAUAGGCCUCCCACGUAUCCCACCAAAUUUUUUGGUUGUGAGUUGGGUGCCCAGACCCAGUUUGAUGCCAAAAACGACCGCUUCAUCGUCAAUGGGUCCCACGAGGCAAACAAGCUGCAGGACAUGCUGGACGGAUUCAUCCGGAAGUUUGUUCUGUGUCCCGAGUGUGACAAUCCUGAAACCGACCUGCACAUCAACGCCAAGAAACAAACCAUUGGGAACUCCUGCAAGGCCUGCGGCUACAGGGGCAUGCUGGACACACGACACAAGCUCUGCACGUUCAUCCUCAGGAAUCCACCAGAGGACACUGGGUCUGCCAAGAAGAAGGAGAAGAAGAGCAAGAAGAAGGACAAGGAGAACAGCUCCAGUGAUGGCGAAGCCGCGAACCACAAUGACAUAGACGCCCCUGAUGCUGUGGACCGAGACGACGAUGACGAGGACUGGGCAGAGGAGACGACUGAGGAGGCCCAGCAGCGCAGGAUGGAGGAGAUCAGCACGCACGCUAAGAACCUGACCCUCAGCGAGGACCUGGAGAAGCCCUUGGAGGAGAGGGUCAACCUCUUCUACAACUUUGUCAAGCAAAAGAAGGAGGACGGUGCCGUCGACUUCUCGGACAAAGAGAUCCUGGCCGAGGCGGAGCGCCUGGAUGUGAAGGACACGGCCCCGCUGAUCCUGACUGAGCUUUUGAUGGACGAGAACAUCCGCGACCAGAUCAAGAAGUACAAACGUCACUUCCUCCGAUUUACCCACAACAACAAGAAGGCCCAGAAGUACCUCCUGGGGGGCUUUGAGUGUCUGGUGAAGCUGCACCAGUCCCAGCUUCUGCCCCGCGUGCCCCUUGUCCUCAAAGACCUGUACGACGCCGACCUGCUGGAGGAGGACGUCAUCCUGGCCUGGGCUGAGAAGGUGUCCAAGAAAUACGUGUCCAAGGAGCUGGCCAAAGAGAUCCACGCCAAGGCAGCGCCAUUCGUCAAGUGGCUGAAGGAAGCGGAAGAGGAGAGCGAGGGCAGCGGGGUGGACGAGGAGGAAGAUGAAGAUAAUGUGGAGGUGGUCUACUCAGCCUCUGCCCGCGAGCUGAAAGUGGAGACUGUGAAACCAGAGAAGCCUGCAGAGGAAGAGGACGACUUUGACAUCGACGCCAUCUAAAAACAAAACUUAACAAGCCUCCACCGACAUGAGUUUUGCAAGCACUCUGAGGAUUAUGAUGAAAAUAAUAACAGCAUGCCUUUGGUCCUGGUCGACCCUCACCCCACCUGCUGCUUUGGCUACCUUCCAGCUUUGCGCGAUGAAUCUAUUUACUUUGCGCUAGUUGAAGUGAUGCGAUGUUGUGUUUGUAUAUGGAUGAAGAGUUAUUUUUUGGUUAAUACUAGAGACUAAACACAAAUGCUGCAUUUGUUUUCUCCCUGAAAUAUUUUCCUCUUCAAUCAUUAAAUAAGUUUUGCCUUA
Messenger RNA from Salvelinus namaycush (lake trout), 2102 nucleotides. Its product is annotated as eukaryotic translation initiation factor 5-like. The transcript has 12 exons. The record is from RefSeq and is a predicted model, not a curated record. Gene Ontology annotation, cellular component: cytosol. Gene Ontology annotation, biological process: formation of translation preinitiation complex; formation of cytoplasmic translation initiation complex; translational initiation. Gene Ontology annotation, molecular function: translation initiation factor activity; GDP-dissociation inhibitor activity; eukaryotic initiation factor eIF2 binding. The coding region runs from base 519 to 1802 and encodes 427 amino acids. NCBI's taxonomy places the organism in Eukaryota, Metazoa, Chordata, Actinopteri, Salmoniformes, Salmonidae.